Molecule: messenger RNA, 1149 nt
Organism: Trichomonas vaginalis G3
Lineage: Eukaryota; Parabasalia; Trichomonadida; Trichomonadidae
Product: glucuronosyl-N-acetylgalactosaminyl-proteoglycan 4-beta-N-acetylgalactosaminyltransferase protein
Exons: 1
Coding region: 1-1149 (382 amino acids)
Cellular component (GO): membrane
Molecular function (GO): glycosyltransferase activity
Source: RefSeq, a predicted model, not a curated record
AUGAUCAAUUGUCAACAAAAUAUCCAGAAUUACUACGCAGACGAAGAAGAUGAAAUCGCAGUUGGAAUUAUUUCAGGGAAAGAAGUACUUGAAACACGUGUUAUUGGCCAAGCAGAAACAUGGUUUCAUCAAUUUCCUCAUGUUUCUGUGUUUAGUGAUUACUUUGACCCAAUUGCAAUCAAAAGAAUAACUCAGCUUGCCAAACAUACGAAUGUUUCAUUCAUUACUGUAGAAAAUAAGUCAGAUCAUCUGAUUGGCACUCCUUGGGCAAGCAGAUGGUAUCAUGCACAACCAAGAUUUUUAUCAUCAAUGAAAAAGCUCUAUGAAACAAAUCCGAAUGCCAAAUGGUUCUUAUUUGGCGAUGAUGAUACAUAUUUAGUCGCUAAAAACAUUAGAAGAAGAUUAAUAAAAUAUGAUUAUGACGAACCAACAGUUGUUUCAUUUUUCUGGUGUCAAUGGAGCUCUGUAGCACAAUAUAUGAAGCCUCAUCGCGAUUGCAGACCGUUUGCUCAAGGAGGAAGUGGAGUUUUAUAUACUAGGAAGAUGAUGGAUAUGAUUUAUCCACAUCUUGAUAUGUGCAAUGAUAUUUUUAAUGAUGCAAACCAUGCUGCUUCAAUGAGAAUUGCAAAUUGCAUUGAAAAUUUUUUCGGAAUUAAUAAUUGGACAAGUGGGGCCUUUAUAAAGCCAUGGAGAUCAGGUUUUCACUAUUCCAACCCGGAUAAAGUCAUAAUAGAAGGAAAUACAUGGGAUGCUCCCGGAAGUUUUCAUCAAGUCAAUCGAAAUUUGAUGAAAAAAAUUCACAACUCCCAUAUUUGCACUGUUUCUGAUGGAUACUAUGACUUCUCUUAUUAUAUGUUCAUGUCAGCACCUGUUGAAAUCACUUACUGCACUAAUUGGGAACUUCAUUUCGGAUAUUGCAUUGAUAUGUAUGGUUCUCAUUUGUUUAGAAUCAAUGCAAUUACUCCAAUUGUGUGUGUUGAUGAAAAAAAUAUGAAAUUUACUCAGGAGUUCGAAAAUAAUGUUGUAGUUUAUAUUGAUAAUAAUCCUGACUUAGAAAUCGGAGAUAUUUAUGUUGAUGAUGUAGUUAGAUCUAUCAACAAAACAGAAAUAUAUGUUUAUGUAAAUUGUCCAGAAAAAAACUUUGUUUAA